GAUGUGGAUGAAUGUAGCGUUGGUGACAAUGUGUGUGGAUCGCCGGACCGUCUGUGCAGAAAUAUCCCAGGAUCAUUCGUCUGUGAGUGUCAACAAGGCACGACUCGAGAUGGAAACCAAUGUAAAGGUACUAAUUGAACUAAUGAUAACAUAUAUGCACCAUUUUAAAGAAUGUAAGUGAAAUUUAAGAAGCGGUAAAUGGUUUUACAAAUUACCGCAUGGGCCUUUUGAGACUUCUCAUCUGAUCUUGAAAUCUUGGAGGCAUUUUUGAGAGUUAUAUUACGUAUUAUUACAAAGGAAAAACUUAGACAGCAAAGAAAAGAAAGUGUGGAGAAUUGACCUCUUACCAUCAAGAUCAACUCGAUCACUGUGUAAGAGAACCAGUUUCGGAAAUACAGUCAACUCUUUCUAAGUCGGACACCUUUGGGGCCGGUACUAAGUGUCCGUCUUAUAGAGAGUCAAAUAAAGGGAGUAAAGAAAGGCAGGGAUCAACUCUAGGUGUCCGUUUUACAGAGGUGUCCGUCUUAUAGAGGUGUCCGUUAAGAGUGAGUCGACUGUAAUAGAAACUGAAUCUCUCCAGUACAGCCGUCAUUGAUGCGUAAUGUGUGCGUCAUUUUCAGAUAUUGAUGAAUGUGCCAACCCAAGAGAUGUAUGCCCAUACUUGACAGAGUGCAUUAACACAGUGGGAUCAUAUAUCUGUGACUGUAAAGAGGCAGGCUUUAAAGCAGAUGGAAAACAAUGUUUA
Molecule: messenger RNA, 745 nt
Organism: Porites evermanni
Lineage: Eukaryota; Metazoa; Cnidaria; Anthozoa; Scleractinia; Poritidae
Source: the annotation of a GenBank genome assembly